Molecule: messenger RNA, 1050 nt
Organism: Knipowitschia caucasica
Lineage: Eukaryota; Metazoa; Chordata; Actinopteri; Gobiiformes; Gobiidae
Source: the annotation of a GenBank genome assembly
AUGGACAAAGUCAAAGAGAACUCAAAGGUCCUGGCAGACUUCCCAAAGGCACACCUCCCAAAGGCAGACGACAGACUCCCAAAGGCAGACCUCCCAAAGGCAGACGUCCCAAAGGCAGACGUCCCAAAGGCAGACGUCCCAAAGGCAGACCUCCCAAAGGCAGACGUCCCAAAGGCAGACUUCCCAAAGGCAGACCUCCCAAAGGCAGACGUCCCAAAGGCAGACUUCCCAAAGGCAGACGUCCCAAAGGCAGACGUCCCAAAGGCAGACCUCCCAAAGGCAGACGUCCCAAAGGCAGACUUCCCAAAGGCAGACGUCCCAAAGGCAGACUUCCCAAAGGCAGACUUCCCAAAGGCAGACGUCCCAAAGGCAGACCUCCCAAAGGCAGACGUCCCAAAGGCAGACGUCCCAAAGGCAGAUGUCCCAAAGGCAGACCUCCCAAAGGCAGACGUCCCAAAGGCACACUUCCCAAAGGCAAACGUCCCAAAGGCAGACUUCCCAAAGGCAGACUUCCCAAAGGCAAAGAGUCGUCCCAAAGGCAGACUUCCCAAAGGCAGACUUCCCAAAGGCAGACGUCCCAAAGGCAGACGUCCCAAAGGCAGACGUCCCAAAGGCAGACGUCCCAAAGGCACACCUCCCAAAGGCAGACGUCCCAAAGGCAGACUUCCCAAAGGCAGACGUCCCAAAGGCAGACGUCCCAAAGGCAGACGUCCCAAAGGCAGACUUCCCAAAAGCAGACUUCCCAAAGGCAGACUUCCCAAAGGCAGACUUCCCAAAGGCAGACUUCCCAAAGGCAGACUUCCCAAAGGCAGACGUCCCAAAGGCAGACGUCCCAAAGGCAGACGUCCCAAAGGCAGACGUCCCAAAGGCAGAAGUCCACCGCCCAAACAUUGGGGCUGCCAUGGGAACGUUGCGGGAUCCCCCAGUGCCCUGCGCCAAACUCUGAGGAACGGUUGGGUUUUGGAGAUUCUGGAGCUCAGAGCGAUAAUCCAACCAGCAGACGGAAACCUGAGACGGAGAGGGACUUUCUGUGAAGAGGAGGCUGGGUGA